GGGGAGUUGAUACCUUGUUGGGUGCCAGAGGAUGAAAAGCUGAAGUAAAAGAAGGAAUAAGACAGCAUUCUCUCUUUUCUGCUCUCUUUCUAUUCUCCCAUUCUCUACCUCUAGCAGCAUUGGGAAAAGGUCCAUCUUCUGCCAGAACUUAACACAGAGACACACAAAGAGAGUACCAUGAAGCUCCAGGUUCUCCUACUCAUAAUGCUUGCCUAUGUGGUUGUGAUGAUUUUGCCUGUGCAGGGAAGCCUCUGGGAAAAAACUUCUAUUGAUGAAACAGUAGUUGAGCCGUGCGAGUAUCUUCCUAAGUCACCAAAAUACUGUAACAAAAAUUGCACCCCAGACCAUCGCUGUAGAUCAAAAGAAGCUCGGUGUUGCCGGACCUACUGUGGAAAUAUUUGCUUGAAAGAUGGACAAUUCGCUAGAGUUAAGGUAUGACUCACCACCAGUGUUGGCUGGAGGACGACUCUCUGGCCCAGGAAGAGUGCUGCCUAGUUCCUUGCUAGCAUACCCACUUGCUCUGGCUUAGGGCCUCUCUGCUCUCUCCUUGACUUCUCAACCCUGAGAAGGCUCACAUAUUUG
This is a messenger RNA of Trichechus manatus latirostris (Florida manatee), 582 nucleotides long. Its product is annotated as protein WFDC9-like. The transcript has 3 exons. The record is from RefSeq and is a predicted model, not a curated record. NCBI's taxonomy places the organism in Eukaryota, Metazoa, Chordata, Mammalia, Sirenia, Trichechidae. Bases 178 to 438 code for a protein of 86 amino acids.